Molecule: messenger RNA, 1356 nt
Organism: Aspergillus oryzae RIB40
Lineage: Eukaryota; Fungi; Ascomycota; Eurotiomycetes; Eurotiales; Aspergillaceae
Exons: 3
Coding region: 1-1356 (451 amino acids)
Biological process (GO): nucleoside metabolic process
Molecular function (GO): catalytic activity
Source: RefSeq, a predicted model, not a curated record
AUGAGCCGACCAGAGACUUCCGCGAACCAUACAGUCUAUACCCAAAGCCUGCCCUUAGAAAGAUACACUGUGGGGUGGAUAUGCGCCCUCCCCUGCGAAUUGACCGCUGCGAGAGCCAUGCUCGACCACCGCCACGUACGGCCGAAGAACCAAUCCAAACAUGACGAGAAUAACUACACCCUCGGUUCGAUAGCAGGUCACAACAUCGCGAUUGUAUGUUUGCCAGAGUAUGGAACCAACAAGGCGGCUAUUGCAGCUAAGUCGAUGCAAGCGACGUUUCCAAAUAUCCGGUUUGGCCUGUUGGUUGGUGUGGGAGGUGGAGUGCCGGGCCCCAUUACGGAGACUGGCCCGGCGAACGAUAUUCGUCUCGGCGAUGUGGUUGUUUCCUUGCCUGCGGGCCAGGGAGGGGGGGUGAUACAGUACGAUCUUAUUCGCAGGGAGGUCGAUGGCUUUCGUCGGGUUGGAUUGUUGAACAAACCACCGACCCUGUUAAGGACGGCGGUUGCCAGCCUGAGAGCUGAAAGACGUCUGGGACGGCAGCUGACGGGGCUGAUUGAGGACGCGUUUGCACCGGAUGACGAGUGCUGUGAAGACAAAUGUGACGAUGACGAGGAAAGCGAGGGUGAACGCUGGACCUACCCCAGCACAGGCAGGGACUUCCUUUUCAGUCCGGGAUAUAAACAUCGCUCCUCCGGAGCGGAUGACUGCACGAAAUGCAUGGAAGCAAAAAGUGCUGGUGAUAUUAUUACUCGCCGCCCGCGGAAAACUACACACCCGAAGAUCCAUUACGGAAAUAUAGGAUCCGGUAACUCCUUGAUCAAGAAUGGGCUCGAGCGCGAUAAGCUCGCACAACGGGAUAGCAUCAUUUGCUUCGAGAUGGAGGCUGCCGGAUUGAUGGACGACUUUCCAUGCCUUGUGAUUCGGGGUAUCAGUGAUUAUGCAGAUUCUCAUAAGAACAGCAGCUGGCAGCCCUAUGCAGCGGCGGCGGCAGCGGCAUAUGCAAAGCAACUCGUCUGUAGCAUUACACCGCAAGACAUUGAUAGCCUGGCGCCAAUCCAAGCGCUUCAACUGCUUCUCUCAGGUAAUAGGAUGUACAAGGCCGACGAUACACCAACAUGUCCAUCCGUUCAAGCAGUUCUGAGAAAACUCUGCAAUUUUCCUCUGGCUAUCGUUCAAGCCAACGCUUAUAUCAAUAAUCGAAGACUAUCCAUGGAUGACUUUCUACAACAAUACGAACAACAAUUCAUUCGGCCCAUGAGUCAGAAGCCAAGAGGACCUUGGAACUAUGAUCAGGUUGUGAAUACAACGUGGGAAGUUUCACUGACUGUUUCGAGCUCUUGGCUUCUUAUUGCUUAA